GAGACAGCACCAUAAUGUAACUACAGAAUCGGAUCCAAUUCAACUUGCUAUUUUUGGACAUCGAUUUAUGAGUAUUGCUGAACAAAUGGGUAAUACUUUACAAAAGACUGCAAUUUCCACAAACAUUAAAGAGAGAUUGGAUUUUUCUUGUGCCCUUUUUGGAGCUGAUGGAGGAUUGGUUGCCAAUGCACCUCACAUUCCAGUUCAUUUGGGAAGUUUAAGUUUCGCAGUUUUAUAUCAAUUGAAUUUUUAUAAUGGUACUUUGGAGGAUGGUGAUGUGAUUAUGUCUAAUCAUCCAAAAGCUGGUGGUUCACAUUUACCAG
Messenger RNA from Dentiscutata erythropus, 323 nucleotides. The record is from the annotation of a GenBank genome assembly. Lineage: Eukaryota; Fungi; Glomeromycota; Glomeromycetes; Diversisporales; Gigasporaceae.